UGCAGAUGUGAAGUCUUGUGCUUUAACUGACCAUAGAAAAAGAUGAUCUAUAUCAGUAUCUGGAAUGUAUCUCUGACUCAACUAUACUGCAGUAUGGGGAAAUUUAACCUUUACCCCCGUCUCAUGAUGAGAUGAGCUGGCACCGGAAGUAGGAAGUAACUAGCUAGGAAGUCUUCAAGAAUGCAUUUUUGCUAAUUAGCGCUCAAGCGAGCUACGCGUCGUUUGUGUUUUGAUAUAGCUCGGCGGUCGAGAUCCCUAUAGGAAGACCAGUCUCCGUGCACCCAAUAAUUUAAGUGUUGUAGAAUCUUAUCUGAUCAACAUGAGUCUACAGUGGACGGCCGUGGCCACAUUCCUUUAUGCGGAGGUCUUCUUUGUGUUGCUUCUGUGUGUGCCCUUCAUCUCCCCCAAGAGAUGGAGUAAGAUCUUCAAAUCUCGUCUGGUUCAAACUAUCGCAUAUUAUGGAAACACCUCCUUCAUUGUAGCCAUUGCCAUUCUAGUUUUCUUACUAAUUGAUGCGUUCAGGGAGGUGCGGAAGUACAGUGUGACUGAGAAGGUGGACCUGACCAACAACCCAGUAGCUGUAGAUCACAUUCACAUGAAGCUGUUCAGGGCCCAGAGGAAUGAGUACAUUGCUGGCUUCGCCCUGCUCCUGUGUGUGUUGCUGAGGCGACUGGCAACCCUGCUCUCUCAGCAGGCCACUUUGAUGGCUUCCAACGAGGCCUUCAAGAAGCAAGCCGAGGGUGCCAGUGAUGCUGCCAGGAAGUACAUGGAGGAGAAUGAGGAGCUGCAGGCGAAACUAAAGGAUGCCGGCAUCGCUGUCCCAGAAGUGGGCAAGAAGCCAUCUGGAGUUGGCGUGCAGGAGGAGAACAAGACGUUGAAGGCAGAGGUGCGCUCUCUGAAGGACGAGCUGGAAGCCACAAAGAAAGUCCUCCUGAAGUCUGACGGUGACGUGAAGGCAAUGAAGAAGCAGGCUGAGAACCUGACUGUGGAGUAUGACCGCCUACUCAACGAACAUUCCAAGCUGCAGGCAAGCAGUGAUGCUCAAUCGCAGGACAAGAAGUCCAACUGAUCGGGAGAGAGGAGUGUUGACGUGCUCGUACCAUCCACCGUCAAUAACAGCCACCCACCACUGCUUUACACAGGGAGUCACUAGGUGCUGAAUGUGCAGACCUGCUGGAGGAGGAUUUGGUUUAUCUGCCUUCAAAGCCUUGCUACUCUGUUGUGGCGCACAAUGGAUAGCAAAGUUUUUGUAUGGUUUGCCUCCAUUUGUGAAACCACCAUGUACUUUAUAUCUGUACUUAGCCAUUUUCAUUCCAUUUGAAAUUAAAUGAACAAAUUGCACAUCUGAACAGAUGAUCCUCUGCCUCUUUGUAUUUGAGAAGGCUAUGUCCCCUGUUGGAAGUCUGAUUUUACAUUGGUUGAACAACUAAAGUAGUAUCUAUUCUGAGGGGACCAGGUAACAGUUGUCCAUGUCACAUUUGUUCAGAUAUCUGGAAGAAAAUAUGUAGUUGCGAGUCACCUUUGAACUUACUGUAAGGUGUGGUUUAACAUCUUAUUCCAUGAAUGUCACUAUUCCUAUUUGUCAAUUCUUCAUUCUUGUUUUAAAUAUAAUCUGUGUGUUGCCUGUUACUCAGUAGGCCUAUGUCUCAGACCCUACUGUCAUUAAGGGCAUCCUAUUGCACUGUGCUUUGUAUUGUAUGGGUGGGAAUCUGCAUAUGCUCCUUUGAUGGAAAGCAGUUCAUUUUCACUCCAGUAAUUAGGCCCAUUUCAUACUUUUGGCUGAACAAAUCUGUGAUUUAGCAUAUCUUGUGUUCUCUGAAGCCCUUGUCCUCUUGCUUUGUUUGAAAAUUAAUAAGUUCCUAUUACCUCGUCUGACUGCACACUUCUGUAUCGGAGAAGUGUCCCAGGCACAUGUGACGAACUUGUACCAGUCAAAUCACUAAGCCUGCAUAACCUGAUAUGAGACGAGCUAUAUUGGAAUGUAGGGCUUCAUGGCGUCCUUCCAUUUGUAGUCAGUUUGCCUCUAAUCCCAUUGGUUGAGUUGGCAUUUAAAACACGGUUCAGUCUUUCAAAUGUGAUUAGACACGAUGUAGUCUUUAAAUUCUGAUAUUUGAAAGCAUGUUGGAAAUGUGUUUAUUAAACUUCUUUGCGAUCUCA
This is a messenger RNA of Salmo salar (Atlantic salmon), 2157 nucleotides long. RefSeq names its product B cell receptor associated protein 31 (gene bcap31). Lineage: Eukaryota; Metazoa; Chordata; Actinopteri; Salmoniformes; Salmonidae. Gene Ontology annotation, cellular component: endoplasmic reticulum membrane; endoplasmic reticulum. Gene Ontology annotation, biological process: intracellular protein transport; endoplasmic reticulum to Golgi vesicle-mediated transport. The record is from RefSeq and is a predicted model, not a curated record.